This is a messenger RNA of Aspergillus pseudotamarii, 815 nucleotides long. RefSeq lists its product as uncharacterized. Lineage: Eukaryota; Fungi; Ascomycota; Eurotiomycetes; Eurotiales; Aspergillaceae. The record is from RefSeq and is a predicted model, not a curated record. The coding region runs from base 225 to 752 and encodes 175 amino acids. The transcript has 2 exons.
GUCAAUUGGUGGUUUAGAUAAAUUUCAGAGUAGAAAAUUACAAAUUGGAGGUUAUAUCCAAAACAACGUCAUACGUACCUCCGAAGCACCAAGAAGGAUGAUCGUUCUAGAAUCCUCCGUCAGUUCCACCGAACUCCCGCACCACCAAAUCCACCAACACACCUCAAUCUAUUUAUCGGCCAAACUUACCUGCAGUAACAGAAAACCUGGCCCAGAUAGAAGACAUGCACAAACCCAUUUUAACGCGCACAACACUUCUACAUCUCGUCCUAAACCCACUCCUGACAAUCCCGACGCGCGCCUCAACCACAAUCGCACCUGCGACAAUCCUCUCUCAAAGACUAAUCCGUACACCGAUUGCCUACCCCCAGUGUCCCUCCAAUCUCUAUCAAGAAAAGCCCUACGCCACAAUGUCAUCGGCCACUGAGCAAACCCAACAGCAGCAACAACCCGAGAAUGCCGCUACCGACUCCGCCACCGAAAAGAAAGCAGAGCAGUACCUCGCUCUUCCCGACUCCAGCAGCGCCGAUCAGACACAGCAGCUUGAUGUCAGCGGUGAUGGGUCGACGGUGAAAUUGGAUCACUUGGGUCCGUUGGUGGUCAACCAGGAUGGAACGUUAUCACGGAUCGCGAACUGGGCGCAGAUGACGGAGAUAGAGAAAAAGAAUACCUUGCGGGUGCUAGGGAAGAGAAACAAGCAACGGAUGGAGGCACUAAAGGCUGCUCAGGGUGCGCAGGAAGAGGGCAAUUAAGCCCAGGGAGCAGUGGGAGGGUCGCUGGUUCUACAGAGUAGGAGUUGCAGACUGAUGCUUUUA